AUGGAUCAGAAUAACUGCACUGCUGUGACAGAGUUCAUUCUCCUUGGAUUAACAGAGGCCCCGGAGCUAAGAAUUCUGCUCUUCCUGGUGUUUCUGCUCAUCUACGGGGUCACAGUGGUGGGCAACCUGGGCAUGAUCUCACUGAUUCGGGUCAGCUCUCGACUUCACACCCCCAUGUACUUUUUCCUCAGCCAUUUGUCCUUUGUUGAUUUCUGUUACUCCACUGUCAUUGUGCCAAAGAUGCUGGCCAAUAUCAUAACGGAAGAAAAGGGCAUCUCUUUCCUGGGAUGCACCACGCAAUUCUAUUUGUUUUGCACAUGUGUGGUAACUGAGGUUGUCCUCCUGGCAGUGAUGGCCUAUGACCGCUUUGUGGCCAUCUGUAACCCACUCCUGUACACAGUGGCUAUGUCCCAGAAUCUCUGUAUGGGGCUGGUGUCUUGUUGCUAUCUUUGUGGGACUGUGUGUUCUCUGAUCCACUUGUGUUUAGCUCUUGAAAUCACAUCCUACAGAUCAAACGUGAUUAACCACUUCUUCUGUGAUAUCCCCCCACUCUUAUCUCUGGCUUGCUCUGAUGUCAGUAUGAAUGAACUACUGCUCUAUGUUGUAGCCACUUUCAAUGAAUUGAGCACCAUUGUGAUCAUAUCCACCUCCUACUUGUUUAUCCUUGUCACCAUCCUGAGGAUGCGCUCUGCAGAGGGUAGGCGCAAAGCCUUUUCCACCUGUGCCUCUCACCUCACAGCCAUUGUGGUCUUCCAUGGAACAAUCCUUUUCAUCUAUUGCAGACCCAGUACUGGGGACACUACUGAUACUGACAAAGUGGCCACCGUGUUCUACACGGUAGUCAUCCCCAUGCUGAAUCCCCUGAUUUAUAGCUUAAGGAACAAAGAUGUGAAAGAAGGUCUCAGAAAAGUGGUGAGCUCCAAGAUAUUUUCUUAG
Molecule: messenger RNA, 936 nt
Organism: Sorex araneus (European shrew)
Lineage: Eukaryota; Metazoa; Chordata; Mammalia; Eulipotyphla; Soricidae
Product: olfactory receptor 5L1-like
Exons: 1
Coding region: 1-936 (311 amino acids)
Biological process (GO): sensory perception of smell; G protein-coupled receptor signaling pathway
Cellular component (GO): membrane
Molecular function (GO): G protein-coupled receptor activity; odorant binding; olfactory receptor activity
Source: RefSeq, a predicted model, not a curated record